AUGGAGACUGAGAACAAGGGGGACAAGCUGAAUUCGCCGAAGCCACAGCCAAACUAUGGAUCCCAGUCAAGUUAUGGUGGUGAGAGCGAGGUUGGGCAUGGUCGGAGGCCUGAACCGGAAGAGCCUGUGUCGGAGUACGGGUCUGGCUAUGGUGGCCGACCGGCCAGGCCUGGCUAUGGUGGGGAGCAGGAAGGUGGGGCUUAUCCUCCACCCAGGCGAUCGGAAGACGAAGAAGGAAGCGGUGGAGGGUAUGGUUAUGGCAGGGAAAAUAAGCGAAAUGAGGAGUAUGGGUACGGUGGGAGGACCGAGAAGCCCAGUUAUGGGAGGACUGAGUAUGAGAAACCCGAAUAUGAGAGGCCUAGUUACGAGGAGGAGCCACCUCGGAGACCUUCUUGUGGGAAACCCAACUAUGAGCAGCAGGAGGACGAAUCGUAUCCCAAGCCCUCUUAUGGGAUAUCUAAAGAUUUUUAUCCUCAAUCAAACUUUUACCAAAGUCAGAAUAAACAAAUGAUAUACACAAUAAACAAAAAAUGCAGCCAUCAAACAAGUAGACAUUUCAGAGAAAUCAUAAGAACAAAAAAACCAAGCACACGCAGAUCUUCAUUCAACACAACUAGAAACAAAAUCCAUGAAAAACAAUCACAGUUACAAAUCAAAGCAAAGCAAAUAAAGGAGCAACAGAGGAAAACAUACUUGAGAACCAUGGUUGCCGCUUUCCCUCUUCCGUUCCUCCUCUCGCUUUACUACCAGAGGAACACGCAAAUGCAAGAAGAGAAAUUUAGAACGUGA
Molecule: messenger RNA, 789 nt
Organism: Telopea speciosissima
Lineage: Eukaryota; Viridiplantae; Streptophyta; Magnoliopsida; Proteales; Proteaceae
Exons: 3
Coding region: 1-789 (262 amino acids)
Source: RefSeq, a predicted model, not a curated record